AUUCAGAUCUCCGAACCCGAUUUAAUUACAUUUCCCAUUCCCCACAAAAAUUGACGCACUAACCAGUUUGGGUCGUUGAAUGGCUUUGGUAUGUGUUUUAUUUGCAUUACUUAGUGUUCAGUUUUGUAAAGAACCUCAAAAGUCACCAUUUAUAGAAAAAUAGACACAUCAGUGUAUCUGAAAGUGAAGAAAAUGAUCUCCUGUUUACAGUGCAGUUACAGGAGUCUGAUAAUGUAUAAUCAAAUGAGUUGAGCCUGUCUACAGUAAUGAGAUGACGUCUGAACUAUCAGCCUCCUGUGUUGAGCAGGCUGUGCACCAGUUUUAUCAGAAUGCAGGUGGACAACAGCAGCAGCAAAUUCAGCAAUGGCUGACCCUCACACAGAUUUCCCCAGAGGCCUGGAGAUUCUGCUGGGAGCUCCUCUCCUCUGAGAAGACAGUAGAAGUGAGAUUCUAUGGAGCCAAUACUCUCUAUGCAAAGAUCUCCAGAUACUGGUCAGAGGUGCCUCCAGAUCAGUAUGAUAAUCUACGGAGCAGGUUACUGCAGAAAAUCAUGGAGCUGUGUAGUGGAGAUAAAAUCGUCACCACGCGGCUUUGUGUCUCUUUAGCAUCUCUAAUCCUCCACAUGACCCCGGAGAACUGGCCCGACCCUGUACCUCAACUUAUCUCCACAUUUCAGUCACUACAGAAUGUCACGGAAGUUCAGCGGUGCCAGGUGUUAUUGGAGAUUCUUCGUGUUCUUCCAGAAGAGUUUUUCAGCGCCAAUCUAAGUCAAAGCAGAAGACAGACUCUGAGGGGAGAGCUGAACCAAAGUCUUUCACAUGUGUUGCCUCUGUUGCACAGUCUAUUAUCGUCUGGAGCCCCAUUGGAGGUUCAGAAGUCUGCGUUGCAGUGUUUUUCCAGCUGGCUGGACCUGGGCUCGGUGUUCGCGGAGGCAGAGGAUAUAAUCCUACAGACAUUCCAGUGUCUCCACAAUCACAACCUGUUUGACACAACUGUCGAGACGCUCGUCAAUGUCUUCAUGCAUCCAAGUAGUGACAGAUAUCAGAAAACCUUGAAGAAAUACCUGCCCUGUGUUUUGGGAUUGCAGGAUACCUUCAUGAAAGCAAGAGAUUCCCUAGAUAUGGAUGUGUGUCAACGAGUCGGACAGAUCAUCAUAUCUUUUGCUGAGAACAACGUCAUGUUAUUAUUGGAGUGGGCACUCGGUCCAGACACAAGGGAGACAACUCUAAACUUCAUCAAUCUAGUCCUGACCUGUACCUCUAUUCCGGGCCACUUCCCAGUGGAUGAGAAUUUCAGCAACAUGUUUUUCACAUUCUGGUACCUUCUACAAGAUGGCAUACAGGACUCUCCAGUUGAACGUGCCAAGGUCCUUCACCAGAUGUUUUGUCCAGUCUUUCUGUCUCUCAUUCAGACCCUCCUUAUCAAAGUCCAGUACCCUGAGGAAGAGGAAUACAACUCGUGGACAAAAGAUGAAAAAGAACAAUUUCGGUGCUACAGACAAGACAUUGGAGACACAAUGAUGUAUUCCUAUGGAAUCUUGAAGGAACCCUUACUGGGUUUCAUGUGCAAUAUGCUCAAUAGCGCUGCUGAAAACCCAAAAGAGACACAGUGGCAGUUGAUUGAAGCCAUAUUUUUCCUGUUUUCUUCGGUUGCGGAGAAUGUGGACUUGGAAGAGGAAGUUCAUAUUCCGAGCAUGCUCAGUGUGCUUCCUAAACUUCCCUUCAGCAACAUCAAAUACAUUUCCGCAGCGUUAAAAAUGAUAGGUGCCUACAGUGAGUGGAUAAACUGCCACCCCGAGUACCUGAACUGUGUGACCCCCCUAAUUCUCCAGGGUCUGCAGGGUCUCCAGAACGCAGAGAUAGCAGAAUCUGCUACGAUGUCACUUAAAGAGGUCACUGGAGAAAACUUGGACCAUAUUCAGCCUUACGCUCCACAGAUCCUGGGGACAUGUCAGCAUGCCUUUCAAAGUGGACUAUUAAAGACUCGAGACAGCAUGCGGCUGAUGCAUUCCGUGGGUCAGGUCCUGUCGGUGAUGAAGUACGAGGAAAUUAUGCAGUAUCUGACCACCCUGUUGUCCCCCCUGAUUCAGGACCUACAGAGGCUGGUCACUCAGGAGCCAUCAAAACUUGUAAAAGCUGGAAUCCUGGCCAGGCUGUCCAUUCUGGGGUCAUUGUUUUCUUCACUGGACACGGAACGAGACCGGGAGGAAGGUGGGAAAAAGGUCAAGGUCAAACCUAAAUCAACAGACCCCAAACCGGUGGCGGUGCUUCUCCAGCAGUUAGCACCCAUCAUUCAUAGUCUUCUGGCCAAUUGGAUCAUUGACCCAGGAAUUGUUGAGGGAAUAUGUGAUAUGUUUAAACAUGCCUUGAGAACACUGCUGGAUGAUUUUGCUCUGCUGUCUAAGGAUGUAGCUGAAUUGUUGAUGCAAAUGUAUCAGGUCAAUCCUAGUCCAGCCAUCUUAGAUUUGGCCAAACAGUUAAUUAUCAUGCAUCAUGAGGACCCCCAGCUGAGCCUGGUAGUUACAGCUUUGUUAGGGAGUGUAUGCAAUACAACCCUGGAGCUGUUUUCUAAAGGGCCUCAAAAUUACACAGAUGUCAUCGAAGCAUUCAUGAAUCUCUUAUCUCAAGUUCUUAAGAAGAGCAAGAGUAUACUGACAACUGAGCAGUGUUCGAUACAGAUCUCCAGUCUCUUUCACUCUGCUCUUCAGGCACUGUCUCUACCAGAACAGCCCACAGUCAAAGCUACCUGUUCUUUUAUGGGGGAGUUCUUGUCAGCAGGGGAGACUACUCCUGUGAUAAAGGCUCUAGUUCAGGAGGAGGGGAGUCUACUUCUGGAUAAAAUUCUGAGGGCAGUUGGGGGUGAAGUAGCCCGAGGCUUAGUUGAAAAUUUGUCUGACAUUUUCCUGAUGCUAAAUAAACAUUACCCCGAGAACAUGCUUGUGUGGAUGAACCAACUUCUGAAGCAGGAAGGAUAUCCCUCCCCCAAGGUCAACCAAGAGGACAAAGAGGCAUUUAUCAAAGCUAUCCUCAGGGAAAAGAUCAACAAAAGGAAAAUUCGUGAAGUUUCCAAGGAGUUUUCGCUAAAGUGUCGUGGAUUGUUUGGGACUGAAUAUGCAGCUAAUACAGGGUUUUAGUGACUGUGUGGAAAUGAAAAUGUGCGUUUGUCGUCUGCUAUUCCAUCCAACACUGUAUGGACAGUUUCUGUGAUAUGCCAAUUUCGACUCUUUAUUGACCCCAAUUAAAAAAUAUACAAAUGUC
Messenger RNA from Ostrea edulis (European flat oyster), 3257 nucleotides. Its product is annotated as importin-13-like. Gene Ontology annotation, biological process: protein import into nucleus. The coding region runs from base 272 to 3133 and encodes 953 amino acids. The transcript has 29 exons. NCBI's taxonomy places the organism in Eukaryota, Metazoa, Mollusca, Bivalvia, Ostreida, Ostreidae. The record is from RefSeq and is a predicted model, not a curated record. Gene Ontology annotation, molecular function: small GTPase binding. Gene Ontology annotation, cellular component: nuclear membrane; cytoplasm.